AAGAGGAACGAUUACAGUCAAGCAGUUUACUGUCAGUGGUGUUGUGUACUGACCAGUGAGGACGCUUGGCUUUUAUAGUAAUCGCCCUCCUAUGUUUUGACUUUGAGUGAUACCCUACUGAAUGAAUUGUACAUUGUCUUGAAUGUUAAUCGUGACCGAUGAUAAGUCGCUGGUGUAUUGUUACGUAACUAUAUCUUGUACGGCGACGCAACUGCGACCGCCACACAGACCGUCAGCGUGCGCGAUGGCGUUUGCCUGCUAUGUAGCUGUCAGUGUUCAAUCUGCACUUGGGACAACACGGAUACUGCUCAGUGACGGCUUUCGUGAUGUCGGCUCGCUUGAUCCUCAUUUUCAGGACAGCAUUAUAUGCUGCCAUCAUAAUAUGUAGUCUUGUAAUAUUUUCAGCACUAGCAGUGAGCAUGAAUAAACAUGAAAACAACUGUUUGCUGUACGCCGAGGUAAAGAAAUCGUACGGGUCGGCGUCGACAUGCAACUACAGCAUCGCCAUCGCCGUCAUAUUCUGCUUGCUGUGUCCCAUCGCCGUCGUCGUGCUGACCGUCCUCACCUUCAUCGGCAUUGUAAAGGAUAAACUAAUGCAGUUCGCAGAGUUACCGUUCCUGAUCCAGGUCAUCGCAGACGGUGUUGCAUUUUUCUUUGUCCUAAUAUCUGCCUGCACCAUCAGUGUUGGCUUCAAAACGUUGUGCGACAGCAUCGUUGGCGGAACAAAUAUACCGUGCUCGAAGGAAGCAGUGAUACCGGGUCAUGACAAAUCAAAAAAUGACUUUUUCUAUGAGAACCUAUCUGCAGCAGAGGGAGGAGCUUGGGCAGCGGUCAUCCUGUGGUUGGUCCAGUUCAUCGGGGGACUGUUCGUGUUGUGGAGGAAUGGCCGGCUGCCGUGUUUACCACCCUCUAAGGAUCAACCCUCAACACCACCCCAGCAAGUCCCUGCCACAUUCUAGACGAUCACUGGGACAAGUUGAGUCAACUGUCCUGCUGUGGUGUGUGUUUAAUUACACACCCCUUAUUAGGUCUGGGUAGCGCAGUGUAAAGUUUUGUUAAGAAUUCGCCAAUUUUCACAGAUUAUCAGCAUUUACUGAACUCAUGACAAUAAUCUUUUCAACUUUACGAAUCUGUUUUAC
Molecule: messenger RNA, 1139 nt
Organism: Haliotis rubra (blacklip abalone)
Lineage: Eukaryota; Metazoa; Mollusca; Gastropoda; Lepetellida; Haliotidae
Product: transmembrane protein 179B-like
Exons: 5
Coding region: 327-959 (210 amino acids)
Source: RefSeq, a predicted model, not a curated record